This is a messenger RNA of Phlebotomus papatasi, 2629 nucleotides long. RefSeq lists its product as uncharacterized. Gene Ontology annotation, biological process: vesicle-mediated transport. Lineage: Eukaryota; Metazoa; Arthropoda; Insecta; Diptera; Psychodidae. The record is from RefSeq and is a predicted model, not a curated record. The coding region runs from base 139 to 2568 and encodes 809 amino acids. The transcript is spliced from 6 exons.
UUGUAUUUUCUGGCGCUGGGUGUCCUAAAGUCAUCAAAUAGGUGUGAUAAGAGAUUAUUAUUUAUACCUGAGAAAAUCAAAAAUACAGCCUGAUGAUACCAUUAAAUAAACUUUUUUAAAAAGACCACUUAUUAGAGAAUGUCCAAGGAAGUGAUAAUAGUUUUCGUGUACGAUAAGGAAAAGUGCCAGGAUGAAGCUGAUGAUCCAAUCAGUGCUGUUGCCUACUUUCAUCCCACCUGGGUGUCUGACACUCAGAAACUCACCCUCUGUGGCCAAUUGAUGGGAGUUUCCCAUUUCCUCGAGCUCAACUUCAGUCAACCCCGUAUCAUCUGCCUCGAGAAUGGGAAAUUCGUUAUCAAAGACUUUGGGAGAUUUCUUCUUGCCAUUGGAACGGAUCGAAAUGUUUCUGAUUCAAUCUUGGAACAUCGAGCCAAAUUGCUAACAUCGCUAGUCAAACUAUUUCAUCGUGAUUUACAAAAUAUCUUCGAUCAGUGCAUGAGUGUUUCCGGGCAAUACAGAAACUUCUGCACAAAACUCUAUUACAUCCUUGAAACCUACAUCUCUACCAUUCAGUAUAAUGGAAACAUCUUUCAAAAUGUUCCAACGCUAAAACUCCCCACGAGCGCUAGCAACAUAUUCCUGGAUGCUAUGCAGACAUUGCAAUGCUGCCAGCAGAGCAAAGGUGUCCUGGGUGGUACAAUUCUCUACCAAAAUAAGAUUAUCGCCACUCAACUAUCCCCUACGCUUUCAAAGCACAUUGUCCUAACUGAUCCAUAUCGAAUCAAGUCCACCGCAGAAGGGAUAUCUGUGGGCUUUCACGUGCCCGUUGGUGUUCAACUGAUAGUCCUUUACAUUCCUUUAAACGAAUAUCUUCGACUAAAGCAAGAUUCCACUAGAGCUCAGACCUCAUUCACUCAAAUCGCCAGCUCAACAAUUUUCCCGGCUCAGAUAAAGCGAAAGAUGAAACGAGAUAAGUCUAUAAUCUUUUCCAACAUCCCAGAAGAGGAAGCAAUGGCAAGUAUAGCGGAAGAUAGGGAAGAUGUAAAGCCUAGACCGGUUAAAUCCAGGCCGACUCAUUUACCGUUGCGUUUUAAGAAUGUUUCCGGAAAGGAUAUUCCUGAAUCUGGGAUAAACUCAAUCACAUUUGAUGACAAUGAUAGCUUUCCCCAGUUCAUUGGGAAGACGAGUGUUUGCUCAACGCCAAUAGCUGAGAACAAGAUUCUCGUGGGAAAUGUCAUGCCCAUCUGUGCCAAUCGGAAUAAAAUCAAGCAGGAGAAAGUUGAGGAGGAAGCAGAAGUGGAGGAGUCAGGGAAAGAAAAACUGAAUUGCUCGAUAAUCAGGCCAGAAACUGAAUUCAAGAAGAGCAAGCGACGGUUCUCCUUCCGACCUUUUCAGCGGAGUUUAACGCAAAUAGGACUAUCCCUGGCCAGGAAUGGAGUUAGUACUUACGUAAAAGAGGCCAAUGGGCAUCGAUGCCAAACGAUUGCGGAUCCAAACUAUCCGGUUUUCAAUGACGAAGGAUAUCCCAUUUCCAAAUGUCUCUACGAUUGCUACGUUUCCGGAAAGGAUUCUGAGAAUAACGCAGAAAUGGCGGUUGAUGCCCUGGAAGAUCUGAAUAUUGAAGGAUUUGAGUACGAUUCUGUACAGAAGGACAUCCCACCGAAGGAUCAUGCUGAUCAGGAGAAAGAAAUAGAAAUUUUGAAAGAGGAACCAGAAGCAAAAGCCCCUGAAACUCCUGUAGAUACUUCAGAGAAGAGAAAAUCCUUAACCCUUCCUCUGAAGUCGCUCUCAAUGGAUUCCAAUGCUGCAAACUUUCCGGAAGUCUCAAUGAAGUCAAAACCUAAGCUCUCGGGGAUUCCUCUGACUCCUUUGAUGACCAAAUUGAGCAUCCUGGCAGCCAAUGAUGAGAGAUCGAGUGGAUUUUCCAGUUGGAGCACAACUCCCGGCCACAUGGAAGCUUCUGUCCUUACUCCAAUUGAUAUCAACAAGUCCUUAAGUAGGAGAAGAUCUUCAGCUGCGAAAAUCGAGGAAGCUGACUCUUUGGAGGAAAAUGAAUCAACUUCCCAGAAAGUCGAACUCUUCAUCUGUGGCCAUCAGAAUAUGACCAUGGUCCUCCUGAUGGAGGAAAGCAGUGCUCAGAAGCAGGAAAUUGUUCAGUCAAUGUGGGAGAUUUGCAUUUCCCGACUGACCAAGAUCGAGAAUUCCCUGCAUAAAAUCCUUAACGUUAAUGUUGAUGGACUUAUGGACAAGAGUGAUGGAAACUACAGCUUCAUCUGCUUCGAUCCCAAAUGGGACGUAAUACACCGUGGAGGUCCAUGGACGGCUGAAGAACUCCUCAUUCUCGAGGACAUGCAUCAGGAUUUCAAGACAAAUUCAUCCUUCACAGAAACCAUAAUUAGAUGCGAGGACUCCAUAGUGUACGGAUAUCAAUGUGGAGAUACGCAGAUCUUCUACAAACAACCCGUCCACUCCCACAAAGGACUCCCCCCUCCAGCUGAUGCCAUGGGAAAUGUGUCUUUGAUUGCCAAAAGACGCCUCGAGCGCGAUCAUUCCGUAAUAUUGCUCUAAAUAUCACUGUAAGAGUCGAAUCUAAGAAUUCGCUCUACGAAUUAGGAAUAAAGGUGAGUAA